This is a messenger RNA of Leishmania major strain Friedlin, 3657 nucleotides long. RefSeq lists its product as hypothetical. NCBI's taxonomy places the organism in Eukaryota, Euglenozoa, Kinetoplastea, Trypanosomatida, Trypanosomatidae. The record is from RefSeq and is a predicted model, not a curated record. The transcript has a single exon. The coding region runs from base 1 to 3657 and encodes 1218 amino acids.
AUGUUCAAGAGUUCGCUGGCCACACACAGCAGCAUCGAUCAUGAUUUGUUUCCACUGCUGACGGUACGCAGCUGCGUAAGCGAAGCUGACGAGAGCAAGAAUGGGCCGCGCUUCUGCGCUGAGGACAAGAUGACCGGCGGCGCGUACGAGAUUCGAAGCCGCAAGCUCGACUUGGAGGCGGAGCAGCUUGUAGACGGCGCGGGUUGCCGAGACACUCACCGAAAUCUAUCACCCAAUGAUCUUCGCACUAUUAGGCGGCAGCAGGAGCGGAUCGACGCCCUUCUUACUGCCACCGCUCACUGCGCGGUGCCGCCAUGCGUGGCGCUGCCGAUCGACGUGUACAUUCAGGAGCAGCCGUCCACCGCUUACACCUACGUGGCAAGCGUGGAUGCGUUCUCCGGGCUCUCACUGGGUGAUAUCAUUCGCUCCGGCUGGGGCAUGAUGGAGGAGAGCGUAUUUCUAGAGAUUCUGAACGCCGUGGAGGCAUUUGGCUACGCGAGUGCCAGACUGCCCCCCCAUGGAAAUCUUAGCUCCGACGCCAUCAAGCAGCUGCUUAUCGUGCGCGACGGUGCCUCUGAGGCGCGGCAGCCGUCACGGUGGGUGGUGAGCGAUUGGCUGCUGCUCAGCGACGACAGCGUUACCUCAUUCGACCCACAGGCGUUUGUGGCUGACCUGGAGUGGGUGCUGCAUUCCUCUUUUGCACAGCUGCACAUCUCGACGACCACCGCGCAGGGGAGCACCCUCAUGCCGGCGGCUCGUGUCGAGGAGCUCGUGGGUGAGACUGUCGACCGCAUUCGCGCUCAUCUUCUCCGCCAAGGCGCGGAGGCACACCACAUUACCUCUUCUGACGGCUUGACCCAGCUGUCUGACGGGGGACUGCAAACGGACACGAAGGCCUUUCAUGCACACCUCGAUGCUUCUUCCUCCGGGGUAACCGACGUCGACGGCGCCAGUGCGAAGCAAACCUCGGCCAGCAACGAGGAUGGCGUGCCAACCUUCUUCGAUAGCGCUCACGGCAACACUGCCAACUGGGCUUCCGCUGCCACAGGAAGUGCGCGCGAGUUUCAGGCUACAGCGCAGCCAUCGUCGCCUCCACGAUCGUUCCCUGACCCUAGCGCGGCGACUGCCAGUACUGCGGCUGCUUCCUCGCUGAACACACUGCCAGCUACUUCGCUGACCAACGAGAGCCAAGGCUCGCGCGGCGCUGCGGACAAGUGCGACAGCGAGAAAGAGGCCUUCCGCGUCGCUCGGCAGAUGUCUCUCAAAGACAAGGUGGCUUACCAUCAAGCCGCGCUUCGCAGCGAGCAGCUUCUGGUGAACAGGCACCGUCGUAAGAACGCCCCGCUGCCGCCACGGCCCCAGCCGGUGUCGGCGCACAUACACAACGCGCGCCCUAUCCUCUCUCCGAGUGCCUCUGAGGAGGACGAGGAGUUCUUCUACGAUCCACCCGCGGUGACGUCUCCAAUUGACGUAAAGCCGAGCGCGUACUUGAUGCAGGGCCACCGGUCCUCGCCGAACGGGCGAGGCGCCGGCAGCGCUCGCAAGCUUCAGUCCCCACGCAGCGCUCGGACACUCAAUGGCGAAGCGCGAACUCCGUGCGAGCGCUCGCGAUCGGCGACAACGCCGCCGCCAUCGCAGCAGUCGCGGGCAACUCUUCACGCUUCCGCGUCUUGUGACCAGCUGCGCGAGCGUCUCUUAGAUGACGUGGUGAGCAUAGCGGUGCUGAAUCAACGCCGGCGGGCGGAAGACCAUCUUCUGCAGCAGGAAGCUGAGCGCCGCCGACGAGAGGAGCGGCAGCAAGUGCUUUCUCUGUCCACACCGCCUCGCAGCGUUGCCGGCGAACGCCUUUCCACGCCAAACCUUUUGGACAAUCGCGGAGCGUCUAUCUCCUACCCUACUGCUCCGAGCUCCCCUUCCGUAGAAGCAAAGGCUGCCAAGGCCGCCGACAAUCACCGGCGGGCCUGUCGACGGGGCACAGUGCCAUGCGGCUCUGCCGCAAACGUGAGCCACGGCGGCAGUGCAUCACCGUCAGGCUAUUGUCUGGUUCUUAUGGCGUCACCCCAUGACGCAGCGAUGAACCGCUUUGACGAUGCAAGCAAGAGCCCAGAGCCAACGCCGCCGUCGCCACGUUGGAGCCGUAUUGUUCGCCCUACUUUCUGUCAGAGGAAACCCGCUGGGAAGGCUGCGGCUGGCACGCGGGUGGCACCGCCACGGGCAUCUGCACGUGGUGCAGCUACCACCGCAGUCGCGAGCCGAUUGCCACAGACGGCAGGCAAAACCAUGGUGCCGUCACAGACCUUCCUGUACGGCGUCCGCACCGGCACGGCAGCCACCAUAGUGCGAUCGGAUACAGCCAAAAUGUCCGUCAACGCACGUGCCGCUGCGGCGAUGGGAGGGGUAGCGACCGAAGCGAUUCCCGGGAAUGGUAGCAAUCUAAGCCGGCAACUUGCUGCGAGCGCUAUGCCUCGCUCUGGCCGUAGCACGACGGCUGCUGGAAAUCGAGCGGCUUGGAUUGUCGGACAGCAACAGCGCUCUGCAAGGGCGAGGGCUGCCGCGCCGCUAGUGCAGAGAAACACUCGCGCCUCAACCGCAUCUCCUCUGAGUUCUCCACGACAGAAGACAGCGCAGCAGUCGGCGGCGGCGCCCUUUGUAAAACCGCUGACUUUUGCUUCCGUUCUUGGACGCCUGGCGUCUCCGCGUAAGGCACCAGCGGUGGGUGGUGCGAGCAGUCCGCCUCCUGCCAGCCGUGUCGCUUUAGGGCAGCUGGUACCCGCACGGAGAGCCGCCGCAACGUCUUCCGGCUCGUUUUCGUACUUCUCGAACGGCUCUACUCGAAAAAGCAUCACGGAUGCAAAGUUUCAGGCGCUGCGGUGUCCCAGCACUGCUCGCCCGCCUCCGACACAGCUGCGGCUGGCCGCGUCCCCGCGGGUGUACCAACGCAUGUCGUCGACCGGAGUUCUCCGCUCGCCUCGCAAUGGUGUUCCCGUCACACCUCUUAGACGAUCAUCAGCAGAAACGCCAACCACCGCACUUCAGUUGUCGUCGUCGAUUGGCGAAGUGUCACGUAGCGUGUUGCAAAAGCCAGCGGAGCUGGAAGCUCCCACACCAAUAGCGCUGCGCACAACGCAGCCACGGCUACCCGUUGCCGCCGACUCCGCGUCGGCAAAGGGCCGUGCAUCCGUCAGUCCUAAGCCACUACGGCGUCUGCUGCUGCAGAAAGACUCUCCAGGUCUCUCGGCUAGGCAUGCCGUCACCCUUGACACUCAGAACACCGAUCUGCCGCCGACUUCUGCGACCGAGGAUAGCCUAACCUCACCGCGCACCCCACCACCACCACCACCACCACCACUGGCUUUUACUAAUGGAGCUGCCGCUACGGGGGCUGUACGCCGAUUUACUUGCGCGGAUCCUCCGGCUCAAAGCGGGGUGGCCGAGGUUGAGAAUCGCGCGCCGCGAGGCAGGAAUGUCGGAGGGCCGAGCCUGUCUCCUGGCAGCCGUCCGAUGGCAGCGUCGGCUUUAGCGACACAGAGGGAGAAGAAAGGUAAGGCGCAUGCGGCAUUGCCGUGCGCUGAGCCGCUGACGCUGGGUAGCGUGCGUCCGGUGAAGAAAGCGUCGCCCGGCAUACCGCUGCUGCGGCAUCGAAGCUCGACCAUGUAA